Messenger RNA from Colletotrichum paranaense, 798 nucleotides. RefSeq lists its product as uncharacterized. The transcript has 2 exons. Lineage: Eukaryota; Fungi; Ascomycota; Sordariomycetes; Glomerellales; Glomerellaceae. The coding region runs from base 1 to 798 and encodes 265 amino acids. The record is from RefSeq and is a predicted model, not a curated record.
AUGAACAACUCAAAUCCGCCUAUCAGCUCCGAUGCCGACGCAGCGUUACUAUGCGCCGCUGGAAAAGUUGCCUCGCUGGCUGCUGGGAACCCCCAACUAUGGCAUCACUAUCAAAGAAUUUCACUUUUGACAAUCACAAUGAACUUCAUUCUACUCUCAGUUUCCGCUUUCAAGCUAUUUAAUAUCUCUUGGGCGGAGAUAGGGAAGAAGAAAAAGAACAUCAGACAAGCAAGACGAAUGCUCUGGGCGCUCGAACGUCUUUUAGUCAUAAAGUCAUGGAUCGGAAGCUCACAUCCUGGGUUUCUCAGCGAUUUUGCAGUGUCCAUCGGCAAGGCCUGCUCAAUUCUUUGGAUAGCUCGACAGAAGUGUGACGUUCCAAACCCAUACUAUAACGCCUAUGGAUACCUCGAGUCUAUUGAUGGAUUCUUCCUCUCACUGGUACAUGCAGGCGGUUUGUUCCUUGUUGGAGAACUCGGCCUUCUAUUCUGGGGCCAGCCCGGAGAAAGGCAGCAAGUACGAAGCUUCUGGUUCGUCUUACGUCAAGGCUCUCACGCCCUCGGUUGGAUGAUGGCGUUGGGCGUCGUCGGGAUCCAAAUAUCAAUCUCGAUUAUGAAGCAGUAUCAUGUCUUGGGACUGCCAGGAGCGGGAGACGUACGCAUUGCAUCGCAAGACCUUGCUUCAGAUGGCAUGGUCAAGAUCCUGCUCUUCUUCGUCGGGCUUCUGCUAUGUUUGCCAUUCCAAUCAGUAGUGAGACCAUUUUCUCCUUCCUUUAUCCCAGAUCUGAAUGGAAAUGACUGA